GCGAGGAAGGCUGUCCCGCCAGCACUUUAAUUUAACAGAUUAUUUUCAAUUGUUGUCACACAGAAUAAGAUCUAGUAUGCAGACAAAAAAGGAGGCUCGAAACGGUACUUACACGUUUUCUAGUCAUCCUAGACCUCUACAAAACCGAAGCAAGUACAGGGAACCUGCUGCAGAAUCAAAUGAGGGAGGUUCUAAUUACGUGAACAUCAUGUAUGAUCGACGUGUGGUCAGAGGAAACACAUAUGCACAGCACAUACUGCCACUGGCAGCGCAGCCAGACCCCAUUGAGAUGCAGAGGCAGCAGGAAGCCAAGAGGAGGGCGGCUGCGCGCAAAAGGGCCAAGGCGCAGUUCCGCUCCAGAACUCCGGAGGCAGUAGAUGGCAGGACGCACAUAGAUGUGCAGACAGAGCUAUACCUGGAAGAGCUGAGUGACCAUGUUGAAGAGUGCAGUGUGGAAUGUCAGACCGAUGCCUUCCUUGACAAACCAGCGAGCCCUCUCUUUAUCCCAGCUAAAUCUGGGAAAGACGUGGCCACACAGAUAGAGGAAGGAGAGCUGUUUGACUUUGACGUGGAGGUGCGCCCCCUGCUGGAAGUGCUGGUGGGGAAGACGAUAGAGCAGUCCCUGGUGGAGGUGAUGGAGGAGGAGGAGCUGGCCAGCCUGCGGGCGCGGCAGCGGCUGUUUGAGGAGCUGCGCAACGCCGAGCUGGUGGAGGUGCAGCGGCUUGAGGAGCGAGAGCAGCGCCAUCGUGAGGAGAAGGAGCGCAGACUCAAGCAGCAGAGAGAAGUUCUGCGGAAGGAGAAGGAGACAGCAGAGAAGAUAGCGGCCCGCGCAUACGCACAGCAGUACCUGGUGGACCUUCUCCCCUCCGUUUACACCACACUCAAGGACCAUGGCUACUUCUAUGACCCAGUAGAGAGAGAUUUGGAGACUGAAUUCUUUCCCUGGUUAAUGGCACAAGUCAACAGCACUUUGGAAAAGCGAAAUGUUGCAAGAGCGUUUUUGGACAUGCUUAUCCGUGAUGUCACCCAGCACAAGUCAGACCUCUUCCAGCAGAUGGCGCACAAGUCCCCUGAUUCCAACUGA
Megalops cyprinoides (Indo-Pacific tarpon) is the source of this 1084-nucleotide messenger RNA. RefSeq names its product radial spoke head 3 (gene rsph3). Bases 77 to 1084 code for a protein of 335 amino acids. Lineage: Eukaryota; Metazoa; Chordata; Actinopteri; Elopiformes; Megalopidae. The transcript has 8 exons. Gene Ontology annotation, cellular component: cilium. The record is from RefSeq and is a predicted model, not a curated record.